This is a messenger RNA of Amoebophrya sp. A120, 3947 nucleotides long. NCBI's taxonomy places the organism in Eukaryota, Dinophyceae, Syndiniales, Amoebophryaceae. The record is from the annotation of a GenBank genome assembly.
CUAUCUUCAUUUACUAGUAUUGAAUGCUGAAAUAGCUGAACCUAACGCGGAAAUGCACUUUGUGUUCUUUCUGUCCCGAUCGAUUUGAAGGCAUUGUUUUUUUGUUAAAAGACCUGUUAUAUCGUGGCUAGGUCGUGCUGUCGUGUCACGUCGAAAAUCAACAUUAUUCGAAAAUGAAGGCGGAUUCUGGAGUGAUGUCUUCCACGAGCAGGUCCGCUGCAUUUCCGCAACGGCAACCAGGUGUUGGUUCAAAUAAAAGGGGGAUCAGCAGCGGUGCCUCGUCAACAUCUGGCAUCACUCCCUUCAUGUCAUCACCGAUGGCCGCCACGGAUGAGGAUGGAGGCCUGUCGCGUCGUGGUCCCGAGGGUCUGCCUCCCCGGCGCCCUAGCAUCCGAGGUAGAAUAAACCUGCCACCUUCCGUCCGAAAUUUAUUGAAUUCGGGUGCUGGAGUUAACCACGCAAAGGCAAACGGAACAAAUAACGCACAGCCCCCCAAAGCGCGCGCUUUUAGCCUGGGUUAUACGAGCGGACACCAUGUUGAAAAGAAGAGCGCAACUACUUCAUCGGGUGCGAUAAACAUCUCUACGGCCGCUGCCACUGCCACAAAAACAACAAAGGCUCCACCCAGCAGUACAACAGCGACGAUCAAAAAGAACAACAACGAGCUGCACCAGAAACAUACAUCCCACCAGCACCACAAUAAGCACCAUCCCCAGAAGUCCGCGGGCCGAAGUUCGUCCGUGAUGAAAUUUUUCUGCAAGCUGAUCGCGUUGCAGUCACUGUCGGUCCCACUUGCUGCGUUGUCCGGGUUCGCGUUUCAUUUUUUCUACCUGGACUACCAGCUCGGGACGUACGUGCGCGACAUCGCGGAGGCCUUGAAAAAGACGGAAUAUUCACCCAUUUUAGACGAUCCGGAGCCGAACAGUACUCAAGUUCUGUUUUUCUUUUUGCUGUUCAAUAGAAAGUACUACAUUAUUUUUGCAACUACAACGAAUCCACACAGCGACCACGCGAACGAAAUAUUCAAAUCAGCCCCGCAGAGCGAGUUUGUGAAGUCGCUUCGCGCGUGCCGGGACCUGGGGCGGCGAAACAAUCUGGAUGUCGAGCACAUGCAGGAGGAUGUGAAGAUGCUGCUCACGGCACUGGGCGAGAUGCAGGCGAUCUUGCAGGAACGAUUUCCAGACCUGAUCUCCAACGACUCUGAGCUGUACGAGAAGCUUAUCAAACAAAAAAGUGUUAACGUUAACGGUCUUUAGAGAUUGCAGCUAUACAUGACAGAUUUUUUCUAGAAUGCAUGCUAUGCAAUACAAGUUUAGGCACCUUGACCUUGUUCUCUAUGCGUUCCUGCAACGUUAGCGCUUUUUCCUGUGAUAAAGCUGGCGAAUUUCGCGCAGAUCCAGAAUCGACGCGUGCGACAGCGGUCCAAAACACUCUUAUCCUCAGGGAGAUUAGGUCCUCGGGAAGAAGUUGUAGAAGAUCAUGACCAACAAAACGAAGCCGGAAAUAUUUCCGCGAGCGUUCGGCGCGACGUACUGGGAAACCUCCAAGGGGGCGCAGAAGAUUUAUCUGACGACGUAGAGGAGCUCAUUGUCGACUUAAACUUACCCCCGGAAGUGGAAUCGGAAGUUUUGUUCCACAGCAUUUCGGACCAACUGCAGCGCUCGGAUAUUUUGGAUGAUCAGACAAAUCAACAAGAAGCAACUGCGAGCGAGGACGAAGAUGAACAUGAUGAACAAGAAGCCGGCCAAGGUGCAACAUCGGCUGAAGGUGGUGGAGGUACUGCUGGGAACGACCGCGACGGGCGCCAGCAAAUAAUAAACUCGUCGAGUGAAAACAACAACAAUCAUUUUCUCGAGGCGGAAACAGGGUCGACACCUUCCGAGCCGACGUCCCAUCUCCCGGCGAGAAUGGGUGAAGCUGGAGGUGGUCGUCAUAACGGCAUGCGCCGUGCUAUGGAUGUGUCAGAGUUGAAAUCGACAAAGUUGAAAUAAUUUGUCAUGCAUAGAAUGGAUGCCAGUUGGAACCCAGUUUCCAAGUGGCGCAUGACAAAUUUCGGUGGUCCCUAAAUCCAGUUUGUCAUGCUGUUUAGGCAGAGAAGAGCGAUUUUCUCAUGCUACUUUGGCAGCUCGAGCUGUAACCCCAAACAGGCUGACAAUCGGCCUCAUUUGCCUGCUCUGCAACACACGUACCUCGGGUCAUGCAUUUUAUGCAUUACAAAGUAUUUCAACUUUGACGAUUUCAAACCUGACGCUUCCAUACGUGCGAGCUCUUUUCCGGCGGAUCUGCACCGAAGGGCAUAUCCUGAGUAAAAACGUGCCCACACCAGAGUCAGGAUGGAGGUUUUGCAACACAAACCUAGGAGUUUUGUGAGUCACGCAUGACAAGUUUCAGUCCGUAAGGUAGUGCAAGUGAGCAAGGAAAGCCGCAUCACAAAUCGACCUUCUGAUCCUGUUUACAGCAUUACAAGUUCCCAAACACGAUUGAAAAUGCCUGUCAUGGGGUUGCGCAUCACAAAUGUUCCUGUCAUGGCAAAUCUGCAUGGCAACUCUGGUGUGGGUACGUUUUUACUCAGGAUAGGGCAAGCCACGCCGUUAUAGGGGGAGCUUCUGGGGCAGCAGGAGGAGGAGGAGUUCCUGGGGUAGGACAGCUUCAGUCAUCUGAAACAGGUAGUAACACGCGGCGGUUCACCCCGCCAGCGUACGGAACAGUGCCACGGCCGGACUCUUUCCCGUUGCUCGGACGGAGUACUGCUGGAGGCCGCGUGGUGGAGGAUCAACACGUUCCUUUUGCCGGUACUACUCCUUCUAAUGAAACGCAAAUGUUGUUGUUGACCAAUGUCGUAAACAACGCAAAUCAUGGGCUGCAGUUCGACGGCAGAGCUGACGUCGGCAGUAGACCGCAGUGACACAAAAACUGUGAUUCACCUUCCGCAACGAGCUUGGCAGGAGGUCUAUGUAUCUCGCCCGCGACGUGAAGCAACAGAGCACGACGGUGCCCGGGCGGACACGUAUUGCGGAAAAAUACAACUGCGGAUGCAGCAGCCAGUCGAUGCGCUCCACCAGUGCUGUUGAUUUUCCUGUUUCCGUUGUGGCACUACUAAUUGCUGUGCCAUCAACACAGAAGUUGCAGAACGGGCGUGACCUUGUUGACCGGCUUCUCGUCGUUUCCCCCGCAUUAAGCAUUUAGAUAUAAACGAACUAUUUCUAUUGCUGUGAGCAUCAGGAUCUGUAGUGAAGGAAAUUGUCGUCGAAUAUUGCGAAUUUUGCGAGCAUUUUUUGAUUCCAAAAAUUGGUCAAGUGAUUAGUAUUGAGCUUUUGCAAUUUGUAAGUCUUCGACAGCACGACUUUUCAACUCUAUUAUUACUAAAUUACGUCGAGGACGUACGAAGCAGAACCAAAGCGAAAAGUUAAAGAAACGAAAAACUUUGCCAGCGACUGAAGAAAACAACUUAACAAAAAGGAUGUAGCUUCAGUCUGGUAUCAAUUAGUCCAAACACGACGACGAGGACGCAGCAAAGUAUUUCAAUUUCUGCAAAAGAUUUUCGAGAUGAUGAACUUCGUGCUGAUGCUGAUACGCAUAGAAAGAAAAGCGCUUUAUUGACCUCCACGUGUACUUUCGAAAUCGAUUUCUCAGACGUGAUUCAUUGAAAAAAAUUGACGAGACAAGUAUUGUUGAGAAGCCAAAAUGGAUCCGUGGUUCGCGAGCAAUUUUUUUCAAACGCAUGUAAAUCAAUUUCGAAAACAAGAUGAAAUCGAGAUCGAGUCAUACCAACAUGCGUUUGUAGGGCCGCACUAGCGUAGCGAGUCGUAAAAGGAAGGGUGUAUUUGCGUGUGUAUAAGAAAGCAAAUGCAAAAAGCGUAUCAAUGCAAUCGAUUUUUGGAAAAUGCCUAUGAACCAAAAUUUUUGAACCCGCAGUUCCUCAUACCUCAGAAAAGACUCAGCAUAAU